AUGCGGCCCCCGAGAAUAGCCAUCCUCGUCCUCUUCCUCGCCGCCUCCCUCUUCCUCUUCUGCCGCUCCGUCGUCUCGCUGCGGGAUGCCAACCAGUCGCCCGCCGCGCCCCUGAGCCCCCACAGGACCGCAACGCCCUUCCGGUCCUUCCUCUCUUUCACCGCGCCCUUCACCCUCUUCCCGCCAAAUGCCGCCAUCUCCCUCACCGACGAUAACAGCACCUUCUUCCCUGCACGACCCGCCGCCUUCGGCCCUCCCCUGCCCGCCAAGGGCUUGAGCGGCCAGCUGUGGAUCGGGAGCGGCUUUGCCGAUGAGAACCUCCCGGAUGGCGAGGGGGAAGGCGAACUGGGCUGCAGCGACUUGCCCGGCUACGGGGAUGGGACAGCCAUAAUAGGCUUGAAGGGUACAACCGGCGGCAUGAGCGCAAAGGCCAAAGCCGUCGCCGCUGCUGGGAAGGGCGAGAAGUCAAAGAGGUCGAACCUGCCCAAGGGUCCUGCAGUUGACCCUGCAGCAGUCAUCGACACAAAGGAAAAGGAUAGGACCGGCCCUGUCGACGACGGCACCGACGACUACCUACACCAGACGCUCGCCUCCAAGGCUCCCGGCUACGAGAUGACCACGGUGACGUCAAGCCAUGCCGACAUACAGUCCAUUCAAGAGACGGCAGAGAUUACCGGAAAGGUGGUUCUGCUCAGUCGCGGAGGGUGUGGCUUCCUGGAAAAGGUCAAGUGGGCCCAGCGGCGAGGCGCUGUUGGUGUUAUUGUUGGGGACAACCAGAAAGGCAGCCCGCUCAUCCAAAUGUUCGCACGAGGCGACACCUCCAACGUCACCAUCCCCGCCAUCUUCACUUCUCGAACGACGGCCCACCUCCUCUCCUCUCUGAUGCAACCUGGGAGCUUUAUCGAAGACAUCUUCGACGAGAAUGGCAACCCGGUUCUCAAGGUGCAACAGUCGGACAAGCUGCGGAAGAGCAAGGCUAAGACCCAGACUAAUACUGCCCAAGAAGCAGCCAGACCUGUGGUUGAGUCCAAGUCUGCUAAAUCGAAGGUGACAAGGAAAGAGUCCUCGAUUGCUGCGGACGACACCCUCCCCAGAGAACAACGGUCGAGGAGCUGGAUGGCACGCUUGUUCGGCGAUGGCAGCGGGCCCAGGGCGGCAACCGAGCAGAGCCGGCCUCCGAGUAGCGGUCAGCAUGACUGGGUCCUCGUUGAUGACUGGAGUGACGAGAAGGAUAAGGUGAUUCGCAGCAGCCUAGAGAAGGCCUCGAAGAAGGACAAAGCUGCUGCGACUUCGGCAAAGAAGACCUCAGGAGAUGGGUUCCAGAUCGGUGUGCAAGACUGGCGUGAUCCUGACUUGGUGGAUGUUUCCGGGACAGGGGCAGACAAGAGUGCGAACAGAGGCAAGGCCUCGAAUACCAAGGGCAAGGAUGUGAGUGGAGAGUCGCAAGGGGCAGGGAGCUCCGGAAAAGGAUCAGAUAAGAAGUCCGCAUCGCCGAAGGACGCGAACGGGCCAAAAGGUGGCAGUAUCACGCCUGGAAGUGGCCAGUAUCCUCCUACGUCGUCCAAAGACAGGCAAACUCCAUCGUCCAGGACAGGAAAACAUCAAGGCAGCUCAUCAGGCCUGAUGUCCAAGCUCUUUGGCGACGACGACGGGGCGGACUUCGCUCAAGCAAACCCUCCACCAAAGCCGAUAAAUACGCCCCUGACCAAGGAGCCCACACCCAAGGAGGUUGUACAUGAGGGUUUGUGGGUUACCAUUACGCCUACCGGCAGCACUGCGCCUUUCUUCGACACACUCCUGGUAUUGGUUGUCAGCCCACUGAUCACGUUGACCGUUGUGUACGCGCUCCUCAUCCUGCGGGCUAAGAUCCGAAGGCGGAGGUGGCGCGCUCCCAAGUCCGUGGUUGAGCGCUUGCCCGUCCGUACAUAUCACACCGUCGCAUCGACCACCCCUAGCCAGACACCACGGCUGCCAUCACCUACAAGCUCGUCGCCGACAACGCCUUUGCUGCAAAGUUCAUCUCGCCCUAGACCGCGCUCACGGACUACUACUGGUGUUCCGGAAGCUGACGAUAUGUUGCGUGUUGACUCGCCGCUACAGCAAUCAAGGUCUCCAUCACGUGCGUCGCCGCCCCAUGAGAAGGAGAGCCAGUGGAAGAAGUACAUGGGACGACAGGUCGAGUGCGUAGUCUGCUUGGAAGAAUAUGUCGAUGGUGUCAGCCGUGUCAUGAGUCUACCUUGCGGUCAUGAGUUCCACGCCGAGUGCAUCACACCGUGGUUGACAACCAGACGGCGCACGUGUCCCAUCUGCAAAGGCGACGUCGUUCGAUCUCUCGCACGCGGAUCGCCAUCCAGCCCGAGAUACGAAGCAUAUCACGACGAUAGCGACGAAGAGGAUGACGCUGAACCAGAGGCCUCAGGCUCGGGGAGGAGGUCACCGACUGCCCAGGAUGCGGAUGUUGAAGAGGGCAUCUUGUCGCCGGCACCGCGAAACAUUUCUCGUAGGACCGGAAGAACAGACGGCUGGCUCGGUUUGCUAUCCAGCAGCUUUGGCACCAAUGCUUCCGCGUCAUCCUCUCGCUCUCGGGUCCCAGAUGAGGACCGUGACCGAUGA
Diaporthe citri is the source of this 2613-nucleotide messenger RNA. RefSeq lists its product as uncharacterized. The record is from RefSeq and is a predicted model, not a curated record. The transcript is spliced from 2 exons. Lineage: Eukaryota; Fungi; Ascomycota; Sordariomycetes; Diaporthales; Diaporthaceae. The coding region runs from base 1 to 2613 and encodes 870 amino acids. Gene Ontology annotation, molecular function: zinc ion binding.